AUGUCAUACAUCCCCAAACACAUAACCGUUGGCAAGGUCUGCAAAACGAAUAACUUUUCCUUUGCAAAGUGGUGGAAGAUGAAGAAUCCGCACAUGAGUUGUAAGAAAAUUGCCAUAAGUGGAUAUUCCUCGGGGGGCGGUGUCGGAAGAAGCAACGACAGCGACACCAGCGAUGGCAUUAACCAUGUUAACCAUGAUGGCGGAACGGAACACACCACUCCCAACUGUCUGGGAGAGCCCACCUCCAGUCGCACGCCAAACAGUACAUGUGGCGACCUCUCCAGUGAAGUCAUUUUAAGAAAAUAUGAUAGAAUUUUAUUAAUCGAAAAGUAUACCAAGUAUGAUAAUCUAAGGAAGAAAGGAUUUAAGGACGAUUAUAUUUUGCGCAAUUUUUUUUCAGUUUAUAUUUCGCACUUUACGCACACUCUUAUUGUGAACAACAUCAUUAACCUUUUGAGGACCAAAUACCGAUCCCACGUGUCCAUACUUAAGGCGUAUAAGCGGAACAUUGAAAACAUAUGUAUUAGCAGCUCCAGCAUUUUCUCCCCGGAUGCCAUUUUCAGCGUGGGCGGAGACGGAACAUACCUUGAGUCCGCGCACAUAAUCGCUAACAAAUAUAUUGUAGACGAUAACUCUGGAGGGACGAAGAAGCACAUUGAGCUCGUUGGAAUAAAUAGCGACCCCAGAGGAUCUGAAGGGAAACUGUGUCUGGAGUAUUUUCAUGUAGACGAGGAAAAUGAAAUAAACUACACGUAUGAAUCAUUUGAAGAAUUCGAACAAAUUUACAAGAAGAAAAAAAAAAAAAAAAAUUUCGUCUUUACGGAUGUGUCCAAUUUUAUUAGGAAUCUCAAGGAAAGGGAGGAAAAGGAAAACAUGAUGAGGACUGAUAAUUCUGAUAAAUAUCAAAUGGGAGAAUCUUAUUUGAAAGAUGAGAACACGAUGGAUCGAAUCGCGCAGAAUAACAGUUUGCGUUAUGAGUGUGUGGAUAUAAACGAGCACAACAGUGUCACUGAUGAGAGGGUGGGGGAGGGAAAUGACCAUACGGACGACACGGUGAAGAUGGCUCAGUCGGUUCAGCUGGGGAAAACAAGUCAAGCUGACCCUGACAACUGUGCUGACGAACCCUGCAGCAAUCCUUUCAUCGCCCUAGUGCCCACGGGGCACGGGCGCCUGGAUAAUCUCAUCAUCAGCGCAGAGGAGUACGCCAGGAACACGCUCAAGUGCUUCUUCGAGACGAAUCGACAUCGAAAAUUGCAGAGGAAGUACAUCACUGUGUACAUCAAAAGGUGCAAUGAGGAAGAAGGAAAAACAUACAGAAGCAUUAACGAGGUGUACAUAUAUGAGGCCAUCAAAAAUAAUAUUUGUACGUACAUAAAUAUAGACAACAAAAUUGUAAAAAAGCUAAAAAGUACUGGUCUUCUAAUUACAAGUGGCACUGGGUCCACUGCUUGGGCAUACAAUGUUAAUAAAAUUGAUAAAAAAAAAAUGAAAAAUAUUAUCGAUGAAUUUGUACGCAUACAAAAUGAUGUAGUGAAGGAGAACAUUCAGCCCAUCAACUAUGAUAUUUUUUCUGAAUACAUAAAUAAUUCCAUCUGUUUCCAUCCCAGUAGCAAACAUAUGAAGUGUAUCGUUAAGGAACCUGUGGAAAAUAGUGUGUACGACUCUACCGACCAUGUGUAUGAUUGCCAGUAUGUGAAUAUACGCACCUGCACAAGCAACACCAUCGUGUAUAUUGAUGGUAUAUACAAUAUUAAGAUUCAGCCCAACGAUUCGGUUAUUUUACACAUAAAGGAGGAUGACUUUAUCGUUAGUUACAAGUAG
Plasmodium knowlesi strain H is the source of this 1821-nucleotide messenger RNA. Its product is annotated as conserved protein, unknown function. Bases 1 to 1821 code for a protein of 606 amino acids. Gene Ontology annotation, biological process: NAD+ metabolic process. Lineage: Eukaryota; Apicomplexa; Aconoidasida; Haemosporida; Plasmodiidae. The transcript has 2 exons. Gene Ontology annotation, cellular component: mitochondrion. Gene Ontology annotation, molecular function: NAD+ kinase activity. The record is from RefSeq and is a predicted model, not a curated record.